Molecule: messenger RNA, 1297 nt
Organism: Vitis vinifera (wine grape)
Lineage: Eukaryota; Viridiplantae; Streptophyta; Magnoliopsida; Vitales; Vitaceae
Exons: 5
Coding region: 148-1185 (345 amino acids)
Source: RefSeq, a predicted model, not a curated record
AAAAUGCAUGGUUGAAAUUUGAAUUAUAAUUACCAUACCUUCUCUAACAAAAUUUUCCCAAACACUGCCUUAAAACGCCAACCACCAAAAAAAAAUUGAGUCCAUGCAGUCUCAUUCUUUUGCCUCUUAACACACUCUCAACGGAACAUGAAAUUCCUACCAGUGAAGAAGAAGCCAAGAACCCUAACCCACCCUCAACAACUCAAACAAAACCAUAACAACAUGACGGGAACAACAAGAUGGCCUCAUUUCUCACCAUGCAACCCCACCAACCCCUUCAUCUUCUCACCUGCAGAUUCUGUAUUUAAAGAUGACAACUCACAACUUUCUUCUGCAAGAACCUUCAACAGCUCGCACACCGCAACAGAUUGUAGAUAUGACUCCUCUGGUAGCAGCCAAGCUUGGAGCAUGAAGUCUCUCUUGGCCAUCUUGCCAGAUUCUCCAUCACCUGUUUGCAGCAGUUGUCCAAGCCCCUCUACCCCUAGCUCAUUCUUUCCUUCCUCGGAUGCAUUCUCUUCUCGGAUGUCUACGGAGUUAUCCACCCAAAGAAACAAGAGCUCCUGCAUCGUAUCCAAUAUCAGUAAGCGAUCAGCAUCCCUUGUUGAAAUAGAUGAAUGGAUGAAGCAUGCCAAUGGUUUCUUUCAGCCCAAUUUGCAGAAGCACCAGCCUAGAGGCAUGGAAAACGAAAACUCCAGCAUGAAAUUACUUCCAAUAUGUGAAGAGAGAACCCUUGGAGACAGCAUAUAUGUGGGCCACGUUGAUAGUUGUAGCCCAAUCACUGGCGAUAUCAGAAUGCUGACUCGACCCAAACCCUACCAUGCAUUCUUAGACGAAAUCAAGAAACAAGAGGCUGAAGCUCAAGUAGAUGCAUCUAGAAAAGCUGCACAAAUGAAAUUCAUGAAGAAGCUGAAAGGUAAAGAAGCUGCCAUACGUGAGUGGGAAUCUAGAAAGACCAAGAUUGCCACGACUCAGAUGAAGAAAAUAGAGGACAAGCUGGAGAACAGACGGACAAAAGCAUUAGAAAAGAUGCAGAAGAAAAUAAGCAAAGCCCAGAAAAAGGCGAACAAGAAGAAAGUGAAAGAGAGACAGUCAAUAUUCAAGAAGAUAUCAAGAGCCAUUGAAGCUGCAGAGAUUGAAGCCACCAAAAAAAGUACAAAAUGCCUCAGUUUGACAAGGAUAUGUUAGUUCAAAUGCAGGGCAUUUGCAAUUAAUGUAACUUCAGUCAAAAUCAAGCAAAACCUAACUUCAAGCUCAUGUAAUAAAACUUGUGGUUCAAUGACAUACUCACCUUGCAUAA